Messenger RNA from Portunus trituberculatus (swimming crab), 3023 nucleotides. RefSeq names its product serine/arginine repetitive matrix protein 1-like. NCBI's taxonomy places the organism in Eukaryota, Metazoa, Arthropoda, Malacostraca, Decapoda, Portunidae. The transcript is spliced from 2 exons. Bases 349 to 2610 code for a protein of 753 amino acids. The record is from RefSeq and is a predicted model, not a curated record.
UUCUCCUCCAUCUCCUCCUCCUCCUGCACGUCCUCCUCCACCUACCUCGUUUCCUCCUUCUGUUCCUCCUCCUCCAUCCUCUUCACCUUCUGCAGUUUCUUGUCAUCCUAUUUCUUCUCUCACUGCGAUUCCUGUUUCUAUGACUUCUCAUCCUCCAGCCACUUCAUUGCCUGCUCCAGUUUCUUCAUCCUCUCCUCCUCCUCCUCCUCCUCCUCCCCCUCUCCUCCCCCUCUAAUCCAGACUUCUUCUGUGAAUCCCUCUACGGUCCCUUAUUCUCCACUCUCGCUUAGCGAGAACCCUCCUCCUCCAUCUCAUCUUGCCACCCUUCCUACACCCUCUUCCUCUUCUAUGAUCCCUCCUCCACCUCCCCUCCCUCCUCCCCCUCACGUGCGUGCUAGUGCCGAGGUAGUGUCAAGUAGCAGUAACACUCGCACAAUGUCAAACAAAUCCGUACACACAAGAGAUCACCGCAGCUCCCCCGUGGCUGGUGGUGGCCAGGGUGUGGGUGAUGACUUGAGAACGUGCGGCCGCCUGUGGGAGCUCCAUCUGCUUUACCAACAGCGGCGUUCAUACGACGAUAACAAAAGGAGCUCGAGCCCUUCAGGCCUUCUCUCCUGCACUGACGCCUCCCUCAGCCUGUCCGGCAGAGAUAGAUGUGACGUUUCGACGACCUCGCAGCCCCUCGUCCAACCCCCGCUUCCCCCACCACCUGUGUCCCCGAGGUCUCCCCCACGUGCCUGGCACCCAGCGCCAGCCCCUGCCAGUGCUGAUCGUGGCAUCGCCACGGCCGAGUCGCCGUACCCGUGCCAGCCGUCUGCUACCCACUCUGGCUCCUCAACGGAGAGAGAAGUAUCGUACCGCAAAAGUCGCCCUCAGAGGCCACUCACCUGGGGGCCGCAGUCCACGCCACCUGUAUUUUCUUCUGCUGAGCACCACGCUCCACCUGCUGCCACAACGUCCCCUCCCGGCCAGUCCAAGGCCCCUAGCAGUGGCCGCACCGUCGCCGAAAAGCAGGUUUGUCCCUCAUCUAGCGGGGCAGCCCGGCCCCUGUCAGCCAGUUUCGUUGGUUCUUACGAGUCUCACCGGCUGCAGGCACAAGGCCUCGCUGAGUGGCUCUUUUUCGCUCGUCUUGACCGCGGCAGUAAAGAUCUGAGCGAGCUGUCCACCACCAUGGAGCUAAAGGUUGCUCCGCAAGUCAAUGGCUCGAGUGAAACCAGUGAGGGCCAACGAGUGUCACAUAUGGUGCGGCAAGAGUCCGAUGAAAACAUUAGUAGAGAGGAAAUUGUGCGGUCUGCUAAAUAUCCGUCUGCCAAGCUGAAGUCUGGGCGUUCAGCAUCGCCUCCUCCCCCGCCUCCUCGCCCUCGCACACCGCUGGACGAGCGCGACCCUGAGUUAGUUUUAGGCGAGCGUCGCUACCUCUCCUACUUCCAGGAGCCGCCCUACAAACAGCAGCGAACACGCAGCACGUCCAGGGAGCCAAAGACUCCUGACCUGCAGCAGCUGGAGGCGCAGCGGCGGUACUAUUGCCACUUUCUGAGUCCUCCACGGGGCUCUUCUCUCACGCGGGAGGAAGUAUACAAAAGCACCGAGCCAGAUGAGGUUCAGCUGGCCGCUCAGAGGCGAUAUAUGUCUUAUUUCAACCCCGGUCCCCCGAGGCCUCGCUCAGCUCGCUCCCAGGAACCUCCCGAACUUGACUCCGCUCAGAUUGAAGCUGAGCGCCGAUAUUUGUCCUACUUUAACGCUGCUCCUCCGCGGCCACGUCGCCAGUCCUCACCUGGAUCACGCUCAUCUGUGGAGCCUGAUCCAGUGCAGCUGGAGGCUGAGCGUCGGUAUCUUUCGUAUUUCAAUUCUGGCCCUCCACGCUCACGCCCACUCUCACGACCCACCUCCGUGACUUCGGAGCCUGACUCAGAACAGCUUGAAGCAGAGCGUCGCUACCUGCGCUAUUUUUCGUCAGGGCCGCCACGCCCCAAGCGGCGUCCAGAUGAUGAAACUGAAAAGUCAGUAGACAAGCCUGACUCUCAGCAGCUGGAGGCAGAAAAACGCUACAUGGCAUACUUCCAGGGCACACCCAAAGCCAAGCAUAAGAAGGAAGUCGAAACUGAUGAAGAAAAUGAAGGGAAGCUCCGCGUUCCUCCCACUCGUGAGAUGCUGGAGGCUGAGGAAAGGUUUCUAAACUACUUCAAGCCGAUCCCUUGCGGGGCACCCAAACGCCUGCUGGACGAGCCGCCACCCGUCAGUGAACACGAAAAGAUGAGGCAGCAGCUUCUGCGAGAGUUCUGGGAAGCGCUGGAAAAUCGCAUUGACCGCAAAGAAAAGAAAAUCAUUAAAGUGAGUCGACCCAAGCGAGAGAUUCAUCGCGAGGCGACGCCGCCCACACAGAGGGAGCUGGUGGUGGAAGAGUUCCUGCAACGUGUCAAGGACAGAAAGAAAGAGAAGGACCUGCACUACGGAGACACAGACGACGAAGAAGAGGAAGACCAGAAAGACAAGACACCUGGUGAGGAAGACGAGCCUGCCCCCGUCAUCGAAGGAGGCGGCGAGGUGAAGGGAAAGAUCGUGGAAGACCUUGGCCUCUUUGUGAGCUCCGAGGUAUCUCCCCGUCCCUAGAACUAUCUCACUUUAUCUUUUUCUCUUUUCUCUUUCCUCUUUUUAUUCUCUUUUCUUGUCGUUUCCUUCCUGCUGUUCCUUCCGCCGCUGCUGUUGCUAUUAUUACUCCUCUUUAUCUUAAUCCUGUUUUCAUUUCCGUUCUCUUUCUGCUGUUGCUUCUUUCUGCUACUUGCUAUUGCUUUGUAGUGUUUAUCUUUCUUAUCUUUCUAUUACUAUCCUUUCUUUCUCCGUCUUAUAAUUCUUCCUUUUUUUUCUGUUCAGUUUUCUUUUUUCUCCUUGCCUCACCGCCUCUUCCACUUUUUACUCGUUUCUACUCACUCGUACUCUUCUGUUUCCUUCCUCCACCUUCUCCUCCUCCUCUUCCUCCCGCCACUCCCCACGCCCCCCUCCUCACUAGAGCACUACCUUCCUCC